Molecule: messenger RNA, 3027 nt
Organism: Dictyostelium discoideum AX4
Lineage: Eukaryota; Evosea; Eumycetozoa; Dictyosteliales; Dictyosteliaceae
Exons: 1
Coding region: 1-3027 (1008 amino acids)
Biological process (GO): chromatin remodeling
Source: RefSeq, a predicted model, not a curated record
AUGGGAAAAACAAACCACACCACCGACAACAACAACAACAAUACUAAUAACAAUCAUAAUAAUAAUAAUAAUAAUAGUAUUAAUAAUGUUGUAUUUCAAUGUAAAUGUCUAAUAUGUAAAAAUGGUUUACCACUAUUAUUAUCAAAAGGAGCAUCACCAGAAUUAAAAGAUUAUUUACACACAAUCAUAUAUGUACUAGCUCAUAAACAAAAGAAAGAUUAUAAAAAACAAUUAAAAAAACUAAAUAAACAAAAUAAUAACAAAAACUCAUAUAAUGAUGAUGAUUAUGAUGAUGAUGAUGAAGAAGAACAAGAUAAUAAAUAUAAUAAUAAUAAAUAUAAUGAAGGAGGAGAAGAAGAAAAUGAUAAUGAUAGUAAUGAUGAUGAUGAUGAUGAUGAUGAUGAUGAUGAUGAUCAAGAUAAACAAUACCAAUAUGUUCAAACUAAAGAUAUAAAUAGUUUUAUAUUCAGUCAUAAGAAAAUAUUAAAUUUUAAUGGUGAAUUAAUUAUGGAUAGAGAUAGUGUAACCAAUUGUUUAUCACAUAAGCAUAAACUUUUUAAAAGUGGUAAAAAUAAAUUUGGUGUUGGUUAUUGGACUCUAUUAGAUAAGAAUGAUAAUCCAUGGGAACAAAAAAAUAUACGUUUACUAACCUCAACAACUUCAAAUACUUCAAUUUGUGGUGCUGUAACUCACCGUGGUAACAUUUGUCAAAAAACUACAACUUGUCCAUUUCAUUCAACUCUAAUUGUAAAUAGUAAAAAUAGUAAAAAUAAUAAUAAUAGUAAUAAUAGUAAUAGUAAUAAUAAUAAUAUUGGUAAUAAUAUAAUUAAAUCAAAAUCAGCGACAACUACACCAAUGAUAUUAUCUCCACAGAAAAUACAGCAGCAGCAACAACAACAGCAACAACAGCAGCAGCAACUACAACAACAACAACAACAGCAACAACAUUCAUCACCGCCACAACAACAGCACCAGCAGCAUUCACCAAUUAAUUGUUCUUGUAUGUUAUGUAAAAGAGGAACACCACAAAAAUUAAAAGAAUCUGCAGAAUUAAAAGAUCAUCUUAGAGUUAUUAUAUAUGUUUUAUCAAGUCAAAGUUUAUCAAGUAAUAAUAAUAAUAACUCAACACCAACAAUUGAACCAAAUUAUGUAACAACUGUUGAUAUUCAUACAUUUAUAACAUCACAUAAAGUAUUAUUAAAUUUAAAUAAUAAUUUAAUACCUGAUAGAAAUAGUGUUACAAAUUGUCUUUCACAUCAACACCGUAUAUUUAAAUCUGGUAAAGAAAUUUAUGGUUGCGGUUAUUGGUCACUCAAAGAUCCAUAUGAAGAUCCUUGGAAUGAAUCAAUUGAUUCAAAUUCUUCAACCCCAUCAUCAUCACCUUUAAAUCCUUUAAUUUGUGGUGCAAUCACUAAUCGUGGAAAUAUUUGUAAGAAACCAUUAAAUAAAUGUUCAUUUCAUUCAAAUAAACCUGGUAUAAAAAAUAUCUCUUCAAUAACAACCAUAACAAAUAAUAAUACAAACAGCUUUUAUUUAAUUCAAAAACAGCAACAACAACAACUUCAACAUCAACAACAACAGCAACAGCAACAACAAAAUAAUAGUAAUAGUAAUAAUGAAGAUGAAUUUUUCAGUGAAAGUGAAAGUGAAAGUGAAAGUGAUUUUUAUUCUGAUGAUGUUGAUAAUAAUGGUAAUUUUGGAAGUAGUAGUAGUAGAGCAAGUAGUAAAAGUAAUGGUAGUAGCCACAACAACAACAACAACAACAACAACAACAACAACAACAACAACAACAACAACAACAACAACAACAAUAAUAAUAAUAAUAAUAUUAUUAUUAAUAAUAAUAAUUAUAAUAGUAAUAAUAACAAUAAUAAUAAUAAUAAUAAUGGUAAAAGAAAAGAUUUCAUUGAAGAGAUUGAAGAGAUUGAUAAUGAUGAAUUAUUACCAAAAGUUAAAAGAUUAAAUUCAAAUGAAUGUAAUUUCUCACCUUCAACUUCAAAUACCACCAUUUAUAUUGGUAUUGAAGAUAAUUUCUUUGAUAAAACACCCUCUUUACCUUCUUCACCAUUAAUUUCAAAUUCUUCACCUUUAGUUGUAAAUAAUAAUAAUAAUAAUAAUAAUAAUAAUAAUAAUAAUAAUAAUAAUAAUAAUAAUAAUAAUAAUAAUAAUAAUAAUAAUAAUAAUAAUAAUAAUAAUACUAAUAAUAAUCAACAAAAUAGUUUAAUUUUAUCAAUACCAAAUUCAAAAAUCAAUAAUUAUAAUAAUAAUAAUAAUAAUAAUAAUAAUAAUAAUAAUAAUAAUAAUAAUAAUAAUAAUAAUAAUAAUAAUAAUAAUAAUAAUAAUAAUAAUAAUAAUAAUAAUAAUAAUAAUAAUAUUAGUAGUAGUAAUAAUAAUAAUAAUAGUCAAAGUUUAUAUGCAAUUGAAUUGGAGAGGAAGAUAUUGGAUAAUUAUAGUUUUUAUAGUGUUUUUAGUAGAUUGGGCGAAAUUAAAAUUGAUCCAAUCAAACUUAGUAAAGAGUAUGUUAGAUUAAUGAUUAUAAAAUCAAUGGAGAAAGAUUACAAUGAUAUUUUGGUUGCAAGUCCAAUGGUCCAACUAUUUCAUAAAACUCAUUUUCAAGAUUUGAAUAGAUAUAAAGAUUUUUGUAAAUUAAUUCAGUAUGACAAUUGUUGUAUAUCUGAUAAUAAUAAUAAUAAUAAUAAUAAUAAUAAUAAUAAUAAUAAUAAUAAUAAUAAUAAUAAUAAUAAUAAUAAUAAUAAUAAUAAUAAUAAUAAUAAUAAUAAUAAUAAUAAUAAUAAUAAUAAUUCAAGUAUAGUUUGUCAACAUUCAUCACAACAAUCUCUCCAAUCAAAAGAAGUUCAAAGAAAAUAUUAUGAAAAAACUUUAUCAUUUUAUCAUAAAUAUUUUAGUAAUAAUAAUAAUAAUAAUAAUAAUAAUAAUAAUAAUAAUAAUAAUAAUAAUAAUAAUAAUAAUAAUAAUAAUAGUAAUAGUAUAGACUCUGAUAUUUGGCAAAUUGAUUAUCUUUUGUAA